CGGAACUACUUUUUGACCAUUACAGUGAGUAGGAGCGUGUUUCGGGUUGCACUCCAACGCAAUAACCGGAACACAAACAAGACAGCCCGUAUGGAAUGAAAAUGUCCACAAAACAAGUCACCUGCAGAUAUUUCCUUCAUGGCGUGUGCCGAGAAGGGAGCAGAUGCAUGUUUUCUCACGAUCCGACAACAAGCAAACCAUCAACAAUAUGUAAAUUCUAUCAGAAGGGUGUCUGUGCCUAUGGAGACCGCUGCAGGUAUGACCACAUAAAGCUUGCGGGUGGUCGAGGAGGUGGUGGUGGUGGAGGAGGAGGAGGUGGAGGUGGCCCCAGUGCAGGGGGUCUCAUGGGUGUUGACAUGACCAGCAGAGGCAGCAGUAACUCUGCACUUCCCAUGUCAGGAGCAGGCGGACCCAGCAGUUCGGCACGCCAGCCUAAGAAGUCUCUAGUACUUAGAGACAGAGCUCUGGGUGGUGACAGAGGCCACCAUCCCCGCCCGGCAGAGUCCACCGAGGUGCUGGAGGAGCGCUGGGAGUACAGGGAUGGAGGAGGUGGAGGUGGUGGUGGUGGUGGAGGAGGAGGUGUUCAGGCCAAGCCUCACUCCCACUCCCACUCCUACCUGGACGCCAUCCGCAGCGGCCUGGAAUGUUCCGCUGCGGCUGCCGCCGCCGCUGGCGUGGUGCCCUCCUCCUCCUCCGCCUCCUCCUCUUCCUCCUCGGCGGCCUACCAGGAGGUGCCGCAGACGCAGCUGUGCCCCUACGCGGCUGCCGGGCAGUGCCACUACGGCUCCACCUGCCCCUACCUCCACGGGGACUUGUGCGAGAUCUGUCGGCUGCACGUGCUGCACCCGCUGGAUGCCGAGCAGAGACGAGCACACGAGAAGAUGUGCAUGAUAGCGUUUGAGAUGGACAUGGAGAAGGCCUUCCGGGCGCAGCAGAGCCAGGAGAAGGUUUGCAGCAUCUGCAUGGAGGUGGUGUACGAGAAGGCCACACCCUUCGAGCGGCGCUUUGGCAUCCUGUCCAGCUGCUGCCACACCUACUGUCUCUCCUGCAUACGCCAGUGGCGCUGUGCCAAGCAGUUCGAGAACAAGAUCAUCAAGUCUUGUCCUGAGUGCAGAGUUGUGUCUGAGUUUGUCAUCCCCAGUGUGUACUGGGUAGAGGACCAGGAUGAGAAGAACCGACUCAUCGAAGAGUUCAAAUCUGGCGUCGGUAAGAAGCCCUGCAAGUACUUUGAACAGGGCAGGGGCACGUGUCCGUUCGGAGGGAAGUGUCUCUACCUGCACGCCUAUCCCGACGGCACGCUGGCAGAACCAGACAAACCUCGCAAGCAGCUCGGCUCCGAAGGCAACGUGCGGUUCCUGAACUCGGUGCGGUUAUGGGACUUCAUCGAGGAGCGGGAGCAUCGGGGAGCGUCCCAAUACGAUGACGAGGUGAACGAGCUGGGAGAGCUCUUCAUGCAGAUGUCGGGCGCCGGGAGCGAGAGCGGGGCACCGCCAGGGUCACACUGAUCCUGACCCCCGCCGCCGUUUGACCUUGACGGCCCGUCUGCCCUGCCCAGCUCUGCCCUGCGGUUUCAACCAACCACUCCCGGCUGCAUAUCAAACUGUGUACUGACCAUGGGCAAUAAAAAAAACAAAUGUGCUCGCCGGUAAGCCCUCCAUGGUGUCAAAAUGAAGCUUUUGACAAAAAAAGAAAACAAAACAAAAGGCCAUUUCUACUGGGUGAAAAAAAACAUUUUUAGUACCUGAGUGUGAUAGUUCUGUAUGUGCAAACAAAAGAAAAACAAACAAAAAAAAGAAGAAGAAAAAAAGAAAGAAAACAAUUUACUGUACUACUCACACCACACCUUUUCCGUUUGUGAAAGCUGCUAUAGUUUUUUUCCCCUAAUGCAAUCGGGUAGAUUUUUUAAUGCCAGAUUGACAUGAUGUUUCCUCUCGCAGAACGGUCGCAGUAGCCCGUCAGUGACCGCAGAAGUGGAGAAACUCCAAGUGCUGUUAAAGACAAACAGGACUCACUGUCCGCAAUGCACUCCUGCACAGUAAGGGGAGACCUGUAGUAGAGGAGUACAGUGAACUAUGGCCCUCCUCUUCAGACUAGUUGAGCUCAUUGUUAUGUUUUGUGAACAGUCAGAUAAAAAAAAAAAAACUAGAAAAAGACCCAAGAGAGCAAAGUGAAAGAAGGGAAGUCCCAUUUUAGGUCCAGAUUUGAAGCAAUGAAAGCUGCCACAGAAUGUAUUGGCUGUACUCUCCCCACCACUAACAGUAUUCCAAGAUACUCUGUUGCGCACACCCUGUAGUUCAACGCAAACCUGCUCCAGGUUACCGCUCUACUAUGUUCUGUAUGAAGCCUUAACUGUUGUAGAUAUCAGCGCUCUCGGUUCAACUUAGAGUCCGUUUUUUUAAUUAUGCAAAAUAACAUUAAUUAUUUGUGCGCUCAGAUCUGAAGGGUCCAUCUUAUGAGAUAACCGCUCUAGCUCCAAGGCAGCUCAAAUUCUCUUAGCAUUUUGUGUCAGAAAUGUUCCCUCGAUGAAAUCAUGCAAUAUUUAAGUGUAUAGUUCAGUUCAAAAAUUAGUUGUCCUGUCUUGCGUUUGGGUCAGACCCAAAGAUAUAUAAAUAAUUAAAAAAAGGAGUACCUCUUAACUGUUUCAAAAAGAAGGCUUUAUAGAACAAGUGCAAGUAUUGUGGCACGGAAAAAAAGAUACAUUAAAGCCAAAGUGAAUUCAUUUAUCCAGUUUGUGUGAGUUUAUGCCUAAAUUUUCCUGCAUAAGAUUGGUGUGUGCAUUUCUGCUUUUGAAGGUGCCUCUACUGUCUGCAGUGAGUGUCUCUAUUGAAGGGCACCCGGUCCGGUUAGUGGCUCAUAUCUUUCUGCCUAGUGUGUGCAGGAAAGUACCGGUAUACCUCACAAAGGUGGCUCUGACAAACCUGGGCUGUGUUUCUCGAACGCGUAGUUGCUAGCCAGUUAGCAACUUGGGUAGUUGCCAAUGGGACAUUACAUUGCAACCAGCAAAGUAGCUAACAUAGUUAGCUACUAUGGUUUCCAGAAAUGCACCCCUGAUGUGUUUUUACCAAUGGAGUAGUCCGAAACCUGGGGGUAUUUCCAGGAAGCUGGUUCAGUAUUAAACCAGGUUUAGUUCACUUCGAGGCAGUGGUGAUUCAGGCAAGAAGAUCUAGACCAGCCUGCAGUCCUCAUUUCCUGCCUGCAGGCAAUUAUUAGAUCUACUACAAAGAAGGUGGAUCUAACAAGAAGUGGAUCUAACAAGAAGCGAAGGUAGAUCCACCUUCUUUGUCUACUAUUAAAUUCAUCACUUCCUAUAGGUCAGCGGUUCCCAAACUUUUUCUGCUGUGACCCCCUUUUGGGACCUAAGCGUAUUUUUGUGACACCCAACCUCCCAUUUUCCAAAUGGAGAAACGUGUUUGCUACACUUUAAUGUAAACCACAGAAAAGGUGGACAUGUAUUACCCCUUUAAGGAAAUAUUGUCACUAACUGUGGUACUAACUAAUGUAUGGAAAUGGUAUAAAAGUAAAUAGUCAAAGUUUUAUGCAAACAGUCCCUUCUGUCCAUGACCACCCUGUAAUACUUCUGUGACCGCCUUAGUUUGGGAACUACUGUAGGUUAACUUACCCAGGUGAAUCACCUAAUCAUAUUCUUGGAAUUGCCCCCUAAUGGUUGAAGAGCCUGUUGCCAUUUGUUCAGUUAAAAGAAGUUUAUGUGAAAAUCAACCCAUAGCCAUUUUGAGGUUACAGAGUGCUUACAAAAAAAGGAGACAGUUUCCUGCAACAUGGACCAAAUCAUGAACUGGUAGCUGAACCCUACGAGAAUGAAACUAAGUCAUUUUUUAUGCCCCAUUCCCUUGUCCUGUGAGCAGCACUCUGUGACUAUCUAAACUCUUAAGGAGGAUUCCCAACAAUUUCAACAUGUGGUUGUAUUGCUCAGGCUACACUUGACUUGUCAGUACACAACAUUUUUUUUUUGAUCAGCGAUCCUGGACUGGUUAAGACUCAUUUUGAAAUCUAAAAAUGCACUCUGUGCAGACCUCAGCCAAGAAAGCUGUUUGAUAGAACAUCUGACUGUUACACCCCAAUUUUGUUUCCUGCCUUGUUUUUGUGGAGUUAGAAACAAGAAAGACAAAAUUUGCCCUAUCCCACAAUGGUGAAGAAUCUUUUUUAAAAUUCCUGGAUCCGGAUCAUGAUCCGGAUCACCACCAAAAAUGUAAUCACUUUUCCCCUUUGUCACCAAAUGUCACAAAACGCCACAAAAUUUCAUGAAAAAACUGACUGAAAGCAUAAUGUCCUUGGUGGAGGUAAAAUAUAAACAAACCAUGCCCCUAUUAGAAUGGCCAGGAUCUCAAGGGGCUGAACAAAAAAUACUGACAAGUCGGUACUGACAAGUCAAGGGUAGCGUGAGCAAUACAACUGCAUGGUGACAUUGGCAAGAAUCCGCUAAUGGGGCAAUGACUGACUGUGGUUUGCCUUAGGGAAAGAUACCUUGGUUAACACGAAGCUCUGAGUUGGCUAAACCAGGUUUGUGCAACUUUGUGGGGUAUGCCCAUAAACAUUCGGGGGUCUAAAAAAAGGUAUGUACCCACCUUUUAAUUUGAUUGUAUACGUGAGAUCAAGCGGUUAUUAUGGUUGUGUGCCCUUUUGACUAGCACCUCUCUGUGACUGUCUUGGUGAGGCUACCUCCAAGAGGUUAAUGCAGAACAAAAUAUUUAAAAAAAGAAAAGAAAACCGUAUAUAAAAUAUGAAAUAUGGGUGUUAAAAGAAGAAAAAAUAAGCGCAACUUGUGUUCAAGCUUGAAUGUUAGGGGCAUGUGAUAUUUUAAGUCAUAGGAUUUUGUUCUUUUCUUUUCUCAUGCUGUUGUAUGAAAGUCUUGAGUGACACUAAGAGGACUGUACUGAGAAGUGGUGGUAGUGUGUACUUGCAUUUACUGAGUGUUUUGCAGUGAUGGGUAUUAUACAGAAAUUGGUCAUUCAUACACAUCUGUCUGCGUUACGGGCCAUUUACAUUUGACUUGAAACUCUUUCCCACGACUAUUUGUGAAAUGGCAUUGCCAUUGAAAAGAAAAAAAGAAGCUCUAUAAAUUUGUAUCACUCCCUAAUAUAAUAAAGUGAUAUUUCAUGAAA
Messenger RNA from Engraulis encrasicolus (European anchovy), 5120 nucleotides. RefSeq names its product makorin, ring finger protein, 2 (gene mkrn2). The transcript has 8 exons. The coding region runs from base 96 to 1505 and encodes 469 amino acids. Gene Ontology annotation, biological process: protein polyubiquitination. The record is from RefSeq and is a predicted model, not a curated record. NCBI's taxonomy places the organism in Eukaryota, Metazoa, Chordata, Actinopteri, Clupeiformes, Engraulidae. Gene Ontology annotation, molecular function: metal ion binding; ubiquitin protein ligase activity.